Molecule: messenger RNA, 9952 nt
Organism: Sus scrofa (pig)
Lineage: Eukaryota; Metazoa; Chordata; Mammalia; Artiodactyla; Suidae
Gene: LRRN1
Product: leucine rich repeat neuronal 1
Cellular component (GO): extracellular matrix
Molecular function (GO): protein binding
Source: RefSeq, a predicted model, not a curated record
CUUACACCAGGUGCACGCCGGCUGCGGGGAGCACAAAGCGGGGCGCACCGAGGGCGCCGGCAGCUAGCCGGGGAGCUAGGCGAGGCCCGUGCGCCCGCGCCUGCAGCGCCCUCCGGACGGGGAGAGGGGCCGGCGGCCUCAGCCCGGGCAGCGGCAUCCGCGCGGUGGCAAUCCCUAGGAGCCCCGAACGCCUUCCUCCUGACCUGGACGCUCGCUGCCCCGCCCUCUGCACCCCACUUCUACCCUUUUCCCCAAUCCUGCCUCCCUCUGCCUGGCCCCCGUGAGUGGGUUUGACUACGGGCCCGCGCAGCAGCUGUUGCUCGUGUCUCUGUUUCGCCUCUCAUCUUGGUGCUCUGCCGGGAGCCCCCCAAGGAGCCAGUGCCUGUGGGUUGGAAGGGAGGCGCCGCUCAGCAGGUCCUCCUCCUCCUCCUCUUCCUCCUGCUGCCGCCGCCGGUGCCUGGUCCGUGCGCACCCCGACACCCCCGCCAGCCGGGCCUCGGGGCAAGAAGCCGGUUGCUGGCUUCCCAGAGGCCGGGGUCGGUCGAAAGCGAGGAAAGUUUGCCAGCGUGUGCCUUGUGCUGCGUGGAGAGAGGUGUGGGCAGCAGCCUUCCCGGGGCCCUGCUGCGACUGCCUCCAUGAAGAGGAGUCCCUGCCUGGCAGGCCCAGGCACAUCUCCAGACUUUGAUUUGGCUGAAAUAACUUAUGCCACAGAGCUGUGUGCAUGCCUGGAAUUCAGAGACACUGUUAAAAGACUCCAAAUUGCUUCCUGCCUUUUGAAAACUCCAGGAAACCAUCCCUUCAGACUCUGGAUUUCUACACAUCUCAACGGAGAUUUUGCUUGAAUGUUUACAUUUUCUGCUUGCUGUCCUUCACACCACUAUAGAGUGUUCACCUUUUCUUAAAACUGAAAAAUUGUCAGGAGUUGAGCUUGCUCAGCAAGCCAGCAUGGCUAGGAUGAGCUUUGUUUUAGCAGCUUGCCGAUUGGCGCUGGGCUUACUAAUGACUGCAUUAACUGGGUCUUCCCUACAAAAUAGUGAGUGUCCACAACUCUGUGUGUGUGAAAUUAGGCCCUGGUUUACCCCGCAGUCAACAUAUAGAGAAGCCACCACUGUUGAUUGCAAUGAUCUCCGCUUAACACGAAUUCCCAGCAACCUUUCUAGUGAUACUCAAGUGCUUCUCCUACAGAGCAAUAACAUCGCAAAGACUGUGGAUGAGCUUCAGCAGCUUUUCAACCUGACUGAGCUGGAUUUCUCCCAGAACAACUUUACAAAUAUUAAGGAAGUAGGGCUGGCAAACCUCACCCAGCUCACUACUCUACAUUUGGAGGAAAAUCAGAUUACAGAAAUGAAUGAUUAUUGUCUGCAAGACCUCAGCAACCUUCAAGAACUCUACAUAAACCAUAACCAGAUUAGCACUAUUUCUGCUAAUGCUUUUUCAGGCUUAAAAAAUCUUUUAAGGCUCCACCUGAACUCCAACAAAUUGAAAGUUAUUGAUAGCCGCUGGUUUGAUUCAACACCCAACCUGGAAAUUCUUAUGAUUGGGGAAAACCCUGUGAUUGGAAUUCUGGAUAUGAACUUCAAACCCCUCUCAAAUUUGAGAAGCUUAGUUUUGGCAGGAAUGUUUCUUACUGAUAUUCCUGGAAAUGCCUUGGUGGGCUUGGAUAGCCUUGAGAGCCUAUCUUUUUAUGAUAACAAACUGGUCAAAGUCCCUCAGCUUGCCUUGCAAAAAGUUCCAAAUUUGAAAUUCUUAGAUCUCAACAAAAACCCUAUACACAAAAUCCAGGAAGGGGACUUUAAAAAUAUGCUUCGGUUAAAGGAACUGGGAAUCAACAAUAUGGGGGAGCUUGUCUCUGUGGACCGCUAUGCCCUGGAUAAUUUACCUGAACUCACAAAGUUAGAAGCCACCAACAACCCCAAAUUAUCUUACAUCCACCGCUUGGCUUUUCGAAGUGUUCCUGCCCUGGAAAGCUUGAUGUUGAACAACAAUGCCUUGAAUGCCGUUUACCAAAAGACAGUAGAAUCCCUGCCCAAUCUGCGUGAGAUCAGUAUCCACAGCAAUCCCCUAAGGUGUGAUUGUGUCAUCCAUUGGAUUAACUCCAACAAGACAAACAUCCGGUUCAUGGAGCCCUUAUCCAUGUUCUGUGCCAUGCCGCCUGAAUAUAGAGGGCAGCAGGUGAAGGAAGUUUUAAUCCAGGAUUCAAGUGAACAGUGCCUCCCAAUGAUAUCUCACGACACUUUCCCAAAUCAUUUAAACAUGGAUAUAGGCACAGCAGUUUUCCUAGACUGUCGGGCCAUGGCUGAGCCAGAACCUGAAAUUUACUGGGUCACUCCCCUUGGAAAUAAGAUAACUGUGGAAACACUUUCAGAAAAAUACAAACUAAGUAGUGAAGGUACAUUGGAAAUAGCUAACAUACAAAUUGAAGACUCAGGAAGAUAUACCUGUGUUGCCCAGAAUGUUGAAGGGGCAGACACUCGAGUGGUAACAAUUAAGGUUAAUGGAACCCUUCUGGAUGGCACCCAGGUGCUGAAAAUAUAUGUCAAGCAGACAGAAUCUCAUUCUAUUCUAGUGUCCUGGAAAGUUAAUUCCAACGUCAUGACAUCAAACUUAAAAUGGUCAACUGCCACCGUCAAGAUCGACAACCCCCACAUAACAUAUACUGCUAGGGUCCCGGUAGAUGUUCAUGAAUAUAACUUAACACAUCUCCAGCCUUCCACAGAUUAUGAAGUAUGUCUCACAGUGUCCAAUAUUCAUCAGCAGACUCAAAAGUCAUGUGUUAAUGUCACAACCAAAAAUGCUGCCUUUGCGCUGGAUGUAUCUGAUCAAGAAACCAGUACGGCCCUUGCUGCAGUGAUGGGGUCCAUGUUUGCCAUCAUUAGCCUUGCAUCCAUUGCUGUGUAUAUUGCCAAAAGAUUUAAGAGAAAAAACUACCACCAUUCAUUAAAAAAGUAUAUGCAAAAAACCUCUUCAAUCCCACUAAAUGAGCUGUAUCCACCACUCAUUAACCUCUGGGAAGGUGACAGCGAGAAAGACAAAGAUGGGUCUGCAGACACCAAGCCAACCCAAGUUGACACAUCCAGAAGCUAUUACAUGUGGUAACUCAGUGGAUAUUUUGCUUCUGGUAGUAAGGAGCACAAAGACGUUUUUGCUUUAUUCUGCAAAAGUAACAAGUUGAAGACUUUUGUAUUUUUGACUUUGCUAGUUUGUGGCAGAGUGGAGAGGACGGGUGGAUAUUUCAAAUUUUUUUAGUAUAGCGUAUCGCAAGGGUUUGACACAGCUGGCAGCAUCUCUAGGCUUCCAGUUUGUGUUUGGUUUUUAUUCUUAUCAUUAUUAUGAUUAUUAUUAUUAUAUUAUUAUUAUAUUAUUAUUAUUUUGUUUUAGUUAUUGUGCUAAACUCAAUAAUGCUGUUCUAACUACAAUGCUCAAUAAAAUGAUUAAUGACAGGAUGGGGUUCCCCUGUGCUUUUACCAGUAGCAUGACCCCUUCUUCUGAAGCCAUCAGCAGACAGUACCAUGUCCUCCAAAAAGCUAACACACAGCUGUGAAGCAGCAUUGAACCUUUUGUAGCAAUCUGGUCUACAGACUUUUAACUCAAGAAGCUAAGGCUAGAUUUGUUACCUUUGUUGAAUGAUGUUAGUUGACUGUACUGUAAUGUUGUAUCAACUGAAUUGAAUGUUUGCUUUUAAAGGAGACAACUUUUCUUCUCUUUUCUUUUGUAAUAGUUAAAAGGCUUAGAACAAGCUAACAGGCAAUAGAAAUAUGUAUAUCAGAUUUUUUAAUGUAACAAACUACAUGUUAAUUGUUACCUUAUUCUUUUUAUCUUUAGUAGACACUUUUAAAAGAAAAGAUAAUAAUUUUGUUGUGUUUAACUCACCAACAUGUGGUGUAUAAUGAAGACAGAACUACAAUAAAUUAGUUUUGUUCUGAUUUUUUUAGAACACUUGCAAUAAUGUAUCAUUUAUAGUUUUUGCUAGUUGCAGUGGUGAUAUUUUUCUCAUCCCUAAAAAAAAAACCACCAAAAUAAUUCAGCUACAGCAUGUUGCUUUUUAAAACUGGGCCCUGAAAAGUUUUGAAUUCUUUUUCUAAGGGAAGAAAUAAAUAUUUUAGUGAAGAUAUUUUAAUGAACAGUAUGUCUAUAUUUUAAAUAUUACUGACCAGACUUAAUGGAAGGAAAAAUUCAUACGUAUCCGAUGCAUAGCUAAAAGCGGUAAAUACAUUGAAUAUGUCACAUUCCUUUUCUGUAAUGGUCUUACUAAAAUUUGAUUUUUUAAGUAGUAUCCAUACUCCCUAUCAAAGUUUAAAACAUACAGCUCUGUAGUAUUCCAAAAUGUAUUGUAUUUUAUUCCUGUUUUAACAGCUGUCAUUAUCUUAGACCCAUAUUAGUCCACAUAUGAGUGGAGAGAUAGCUUCUGAGACAAGUAAAUGAUUAAUAGAAAAUAGCACAACUCUACAGUUGUUUUUGUUUGUUUGUUUGUUUUUGCAGAUUUGCAGAAUUAGGUGCUUACUGGGUAAUGUGUGUGCGAAAUUUAGAACAGAAGGAGGCAGAUUUAGGUAGGAGGCCAGUUCCACAAAGGGGAGGAAGGAGGAAAUUUAAAGGUUUAGUAGAGGAAAAAGGACCCAUUUGAAAAUGUAGAUCGAUAAAGCAGAGAACUUUUUAAAAAUGCUGUUCCAGAUGGCACCUGCUUUCAGAGACAUGCUGUCACACCAGGAACAAUGAGAUUAUAAAAAGGGACUGAGAGAAAGCAGGUGCCAGCUGAGCAAAAGCAAGGGAAGAGAAGAAAGGAAGUGCAGGUGAGGAGGCCUGAAGGAUUUCUUUGUAAAAUUCCUUGUUUUGUGGAUCAGUUAUAAACAAACAAACAAACAAACAAACAAAACUGUCAUUUUUCCAUCCCAUUUCUAAGGUGGAGAAAGGAAUUUCAAGUGCUGAAGCAAGUAAGCUGCACAGAAAACAAAGAGCAUCUGAGCUAGAAGCAUCUCUUCGCACAGCUUUCAUUUAGUGACGGAAAAACCUAUCCUGGAAAGAAUUGUAACUUGCCCCAUCAGACCCCUGCCCAUUGAGAAUGCUGCUCUCCAUCUAUUGCUGUGGGUCUAGCAGCCUUCCCGAUUCCCAGGCAGAGCUCACCUUUUUCAGUUUUCGACAACCUCCAGUGCCCCUGCUUCAAAAAUGCACUGUAUCCUCAACUUCCUAUUUACCCAGGACAAAUUUCAGCACAAGGACAGACCAAAGGGUCAGUGAAGCACCUACAUUGUUGGCCUUCCUGUGCACAUGUAGGAAACACUGAGAAUUAGAGAUGAUUUGGAUGCAACCUCAGGGACGGGAUGGUUUCCUGCUGGGAGAUUCCUAUCUUCAAAUAUCUACACAGAAUAGUGGACUAUCCAACAAACUUCUGCUAAUCCUGCAAGCAGUGAAAGAGAAAUGACACUGAAGCAUUAGGCCUGCAGCAGGGAGGAGGCAUCAAAUAUCCAACAAAGCAAUGAUUUGAACUUGGCACAUAAUUAGCACUCAAAUAUUAGUGGAAUAAAUGAAAACAACAACCAUUUUUUCUAUUCUGAAUUAUAGCAAGCACAGGGAACUCCAAUUAUUUUCUGUCAAUGGUCUUUUGCCAGGCCAGUUUUUCGGAGGGCGGGGGCAGGGAUCUCUUAACUUUUUCUCCUCUAAUAAAGUAUUUGAGCAUUUUUUCCCUUUUCUAUGGUUUGGUUUUAAGUUGGUAAAAAGUAAAAUGGCACAGAACUUUUUUCUCUAGCCAAGUAUUUCCUCCUUUGUACUUAAUUUAAUUUGAUAAGUUAGACAGUCAGUGAAAUUAGACAUUGAACUAGGUCCUGAUUAAUAAUGGAGGCUCUAUCACCUUUACCAAUGAAGUGACUAUUACAGGUCACUUUCUAAUUUCAUAUUUUUCUUUUGGCUUCCUGCUGCCCUCAGGGCAUAUAAUGUAUCUCUAAUCUGAUUUUACAAGGUUAUUUUUGGAGCAGUUUCUUAAAACAUGAUUCCCAAAUUUGCCCAUUUAAUUAAUAACAAAUUGAAUGGAUACUAUGAAUAAAAAGACAAAUGCAGGAGUUCCCGUUAUGGCUCAGCAGUAUUGAACCCAACUAAUAUCCAUAAGGACAUUGGCCCCACUCAGUGGAUAAAGGAUCCGGUGCUGCUGUGAGCUGUUGUAUAGCUCAGAGCCAGAGUUGCUAUGGCAGUGGUGUAGGCAGGCAGCUAUGGCUCCAACUGUACCCCUAGCCUGGGAACUUCCAUAUGCCACAAGUGUAGAAAUAUAUUAAUUAAAAACAAAUUCAAUGUUUGAUUAUCAAAUUUUCUAAUUUGUCCAAGUGAUUGGCAAGAAGGAAUCAUCUCAUUUCCACACACAAACAAUACCAAAGUCCAUCAUUUUCUCUCAUGUGGUUUUCUGUUCAUUCAUGGAUUUGCUAAGGACACCACCAUCAGUUCUUGGUGCUUGCUUUCUAUCUCUGUAUUCAUCUCCCAGGGCAUUUUCUUUUCUUCAAUAUUGUUUCAACUACUGGAAAACAAAAUAUUUUUCAUCUCUAACACUUUGCCAGGAAAACCAACAUAGUUUCUGCCUUUCAAUCCAUUGAAAAGGGGAAUUUUAACUACUACUUCUGAUGCAUUUUUAACUACAAUUGAAAACGCAUUUUUCUCCUCAAUUCUUUGACUGCUUGCAAAUAAACUUUUUAGAAUUAUUAUUCAUAAGGAAUUAGCUGGAGGAAAAAUGUUUCUUAAAAGAUGAGUUUGAGACUCACCAUCCAGAGCUCUGGAAAGAUUUUGGCUUAGAGUCCCUAUAAGACUUGAUCUGGGCUGGUGUGGGCAUUUCUUCAUGUUCCCCUCCUCCCCUCCUCUCAGUGAUACCAGGUCCAUCUCUCUGUACUCCAAGUUAGGAAGUAGGGUAUACAGGAGGGAACUCAUUAUCUUUGUACCUGCUGGUUCAGUGUUGCCCAGCACAGGUUAACAGAACUAAAUGGGUUUCUUGUACUGUGGAACUCCUCAGAGACUGGAUGGCACUAAUAUGAAGUAUAUAGCAUUUCCAACAGCCAUUUGACCAUUGGCGUAUUUCAGGCUACUAUUCUGUGCUACAGAUCCUGAGAAACUGAGGAUUUAAUCUAAUCUCCAAAAUAGUCCUGAUAAAUUAGGUAUGAUUCUUCCAAAAGUAUAGAAAAGACAACCAAGGCCCAUAGGAGUAAUUACUCGCCUGACACCAGGCCAUUCUAUAAGCAGCUGAUCAUGAUGGGCCCUUCACUUCCAGUUUCCUCUCCAUCCAUCCCCCCUUUCUGAGGUGGAGGUGGGAGCAUCUAUCAAGGGUAAGAGGCUGGAGGUCACAGGGCACAUGAAGAAGGCAAAGUACAGACAGGAAAACUCAAGGGAGAUGACACUAAAGGCUUUCUUUAUGUCUGAAUGUUCUUCUCUUUUCCCCUUUAAAGCAUUAUGUGCUGGGAAUCUGUGAGAUACCCAUCAAAACUAUGUUCACAUCAGGCCAAAUUCUAAUUCUAACCUUUAGUUCUCCCUAGACUCUCCUCUCUGUUCCCUGCUCAGAAAAUUGUAAAGAUUUUGUGGAGGAAAUUCCAAACUCAUUCCUUCCUUAGCAGUAAAUCAUGGAAGGCUUGUGUAAAAUUAGUAACAAACUCAAUGUUUAUCUCCAAAGCUUAAAGGGGGAAAUAUGACAUUCAUAUAAUUGGGCAGUUGCAAGGCUGUAUCUGACAUACUUGGGAACAAAUGGCUUUUGUACAAUCACCAAGUUUGUAGAGUUUGUAGGAUACUUAGAUUCAGAGAUCUCUGUAUUCCCCUCCAAAAAGUCCAUCCAACAGCCAUAAGACACUAAAAGGAUGACUUUUUAACAAAUAUGGUAGCCCUCCUGACAUACCCUCAUUUUGUCAGUCAUAUACUACUUAAUAUGAAGCAAAAACCAUUUUCACGCACUUCAUGAAAGUAGCUCUGGGUACAAAAGUGAGUCAGACCAUGCAGUCCUCUCCUUUCCACACUGGCCUCCCUCCCUUUCUCCCAUAAGAUUAAACUGACAAGGUAAAUUUCAUCCUGAGCCCUGACAGAAUGGUCAUGAAUCCUUAAUAAGUGGACUGUCCUGAAUUAAGUAGCAUUUAAUGCAUUGUUCUAUACCUUAGUGUGUUUCACUAAUGUAAACAAGACAGGGUGGUCCAGGAGAGAAGAAAACAAAUUUAUUGUGGUGACUCUUGGAGGAAUAAGGAAGGAGAAACAUUUUUGUGUAUGUUGCCUGCUUCCAAGAGCUUCACAUAGAUCAUUUACAUUUAAUCCUUUUAAUUGCCCCCCAGGGAGUGGGCACAGGGCAGGUACCAUUGUCCCUCCAUUAGAAAAAAGAAAAUGAAUACUCAGCCUCAGAGAUGCAAGCAAGUACCUGAAAUCACACAGCUGAUAAGAGGCAGAAGUUACACUUGGGGUCUAUAUGACUAAAAGUUGUAGUUUUUCUAUUCUAAAAGAGUCUGCAAGCCAAAUCUGGACCAGGAGUACAGAACACAGAGCCCCAAAGCCAAUGUGGCACAUGAGACAGAAGGAAAAGGAGAGCAAAAGAAGGCAGCAGUGAGGCCUCAGACUCCAGGGGUCUAAUUUAAGACUCAAACCUGAAGGUAAUACACAGAAAUAACAGUAAGCCAGAGAGCAGAAAAAGCAAUGGACAGCUAUUCAAAGUUUGUGACAAUAACUCCAUAUAAGCAAAUGGAAGACCCUGAAAGUGCAUGGAAAAGUAAUAGUUUAAAAAAGGGGAACAGGGGCAAAACUUGGAGUAGAUAUCAUAUCUUGCCAUACAGUGGGCACUUGGCAUGUUCCACAUGUUGUACCGAGCACCACUACCUGAAUUAUCUCAUAUAAUCUUUACCUAAAUUAAGAAGUAGUUAUUUUUUAUGAAAUAGGUAUAUCCUAAUCUUUCACAUGGAGAAACUAAGUCUCAGUUCAUCAGUCUUAAUUUGAAGUCAAAUCAUGAAGUCAAGGUUUCAACCCUGUCUGGCAGACUCCAAGGCCCAAGACUAACCUCUAAACGGUUUUGUAGCCACAGAGCUGGCCGUCUCAUUUGCUUGAUUGAUUGAGUUCCUCCUUGAGAAUGAGGAGCAGGAAUAAGGGUAGGUUUCAUGACCUUGUGAGGAUCUUGUAAGGAUCUUCUCACAAAAGGUGUAUAAACAUGAAGUUAAUGACAGAGGCUUCGGUAAGAAGAAAAAUGCUACCUCACUUUUUCUUUUGUAACCUUUAAGGUUAGUCUCACAUUUUAAUCAUGUCUAUGAUCUAUUUUUUUAAAGCUGUACCGCAUUAUUCAGACCAAGAGUUGUUCUGAUGACCUGUGUAAUCUAAUCUUAACUUUCCUGUAAAUCGUUCCAGGAAAUGGAGGUGCAAGGAGGAUAAACUCUCCUGAACCAUUAAGGGAAGAGUUUUAUGCCUAAUCCCUUAGCUGUGUGAUCUUAAUAGGCCUUAAUUUAAAAAUAUAUUACUUCUACCCUGUAAAAAGCAAACUGGUUAAAUACCUCUGAAAUUAUGAGAAAAAAAAAGGCCACUAUAAAAGUUAACUAAAAUGUGUGCUCCCAUAUUAUUUUUCCUCUUGUUAGAAUAUCACACAUAAAAAUGCUCCAUUUCACCAAAUUUUAUUCGAACUGGCAUAGGUGUGCCUGUGCCUUUCAUUAUCAAGUGGCAUUUUUUUCCCUCAAUUAUAAACAGUAAUAUGUGUUUUCCAUAGGGAAUCUGAAGAAAAUUAGUAAGAAAAAAAUAGUGUUUAAUUCCACAAUUUCAAAAUAAUCACGUGAGAUUUUUGGUGUACUUUCUUCUACUCUUUUUUUCCCUCUGUAUGUAUAUUUAUAUAUGUAUAUAUACAUAUAGUUAUAAAAGUAUACAUCUUUAUGAAUAUAGAAUUAGAAUCCUGGAAUAUAUAAUUUUGUAUACUGUCUUUUUUUUUUCUUCACGCAAAAAAUAAGCAUCUUCUCAUAUUAUUAAAUUCUCUUGGAAAGUA